Molecule: messenger RNA, 1701 nt
Organism: Poecilia latipinna (sailfin molly)
Lineage: Eukaryota; Metazoa; Chordata; Actinopteri; Cyprinodontiformes; Poeciliidae
Gene: mtpn
Product: myotrophin
Exons: 4
Coding region: 260-637 (125 amino acids)
Biological process (GO): protein K6-linked ubiquitination
Cellular component (GO): BRCA1-BARD1 complex; BRCA1-A complex
Molecular function (GO): ubiquitin-protein transferase activity; protein binding
Source: RefSeq, a predicted model, not a curated record
CUUCCGGGUAACGGUGUCGGAAACGUUUCUGGUAUGCAGAAAGGCGGAUCCCUCUUUGCCACUUUUGUCUUUCAGAACUUCUGUAGUUAGCAUUUGCGUUAGCAAACGUAAAUAAACGUUUCAACGCUGAGUAUUUAAGCAAUUCUGUUUUCAGAGCGUUUCCUUGGGGUUAAUCAUAGCGACGAUCAAAAGAGUGUUAGUCCACCGCUAGCGAGCUAACUUUUUACUGCAUAAAAAGGAAGGUGCUGUAGGCAAGAAGAUGGACGAAAAGAUGGACCCAGCUAAAGUGAUAUGGGCAUUGAAAAACGGUGAAGUGAACGAGGUUAAAAACGCUUUGAAAACGAAGGAAGAUGUAAAUGAGCGCCUGGAUGGGAGGUACCCUCUUCAUUAUGCUGCAGACUUUGGCCAUCUAAAAGUGGUAGAGUACCUUCUUGAGAAAGGAGCAGAUAUCAACGCCAAAGACAAGCACGAGUUGACUUCACUGAUGUGUGCCUCUUUAGAGGGUCACUGUGACUGUGUCAAGAUCCUUUUGGAAAAGGGAGCUGACAAAAACAUAAAAACAGAAAGUGGCACAUCUGCCUUCGACUCCGAGUAUCCCGCCGUUCUGGAGCUCCUCACAUCUCCUAAACCCAAGUAAGGGAGGCAGCUGGACAGGUGGAUGAACGGGCCUGCAGAUGGAUGCAGUGGUCCCCUGACAGAAGACGGCCUCACCCCAUUUACUCCAAUCAACCUCUGUCUUACCACUGCUUUGGUCUGUUUGUUGGAGGUUCAUUUUGCCUGUCUGGUGACUUUCAUUAACCUUUUUCUUCCCAUGAUUUUGGGAAUGUACUUUCUCUUCUUUGGGCCUCUGUCUGUCAGCAAAGUGACACAUAAUAGCCUCCCUUAGGGACCAAACACUGGGGGAGUUGUUAAGCUUGGAUCAUGUAACACUGUUCAGACCAGAAGUUAAGUUCUGUCAGUUUAGCACUAAAAUAUGCAUCUGAAAUUCUGCUGUCUCUUAAACGAAAACAAAACAAACCGUAACAGAUCAAUAAUGCUCAUUUUUCCACAGUUUUCCUACAUGUGACCAGUGUUUUGAACAGUAACUGCACUGUGAUAAAUUAGACGGAUUAAAAUGCCAGAUAAAUAAAUAGAAUAUGUAGCCUGUUCAUUGAUUGACCAAACUAUUUCUUCUUAAACAUGUUUAGGCCUAUUACUCGCAUAUCAAAUGACAUUUAAUGAGUUUGAAAUCUGUAUGAUUUUCUCUUCUUUUUUUGACCAAUCACCAUGCUGGUUUACUAGAAAGACUUGAAUGUUGCAGUUUUGAAAUGAUAACCUGUUGAAAAAUAGCUAACAGAACAUGAAAAUGAAAUUUCUCCCCUUGAGUGAGUGUUUUUCUUCUUUUUUUCUCAGAGCAUAACCCCUUUUGUCACUGCAUUAGCUUUCUUGGAUCUGGGUGCUGAGAAUGAUGGGUAAACAGGGAUUAGGGCUGAAACCUGAUCAUGGGGCUGCUUAUAUAUCUCCUUGCCGUGGAUUUGCUUCGAGACCCCGCCUGUUUUGCUGCAUGUCGAAUCUGCUUCUGCUUUUCUGCUACGAAACGGUUGCUGUCCUCUUGGUUGCUUUUAAAUGAAUUGCUAAGUAUGUACUGAACUAAAACAUGGUUAAACUGACUUUGUUGUGACAAAAGUCUGUACAAACCAAUAAAAAAAAAAAUCACAGGAA